CCCACCCUUCCUCAUAUAGUUUCAGCCACACCGAGGGAAACCCUGGCCGCCAUCGAUUGAUUGAGCGGCGAUGGAGGUGGAGGCGAUGAGCAGCGCGCUCGCGGGGUUGAAGAUCCACAGCAGUGACGGCGUGGGUUGCCGUAAUCGUGGGAGGGAGAACGUCGGCGGGGCGAAGACGACGAGGCCGCUCCGCCUCAAGAUCAAGUCCCUGACGAGGAAGAGCCGAAUCCGUCGCGAUGAGAAUCGGCCGCCUACUCCAACCCGGGACGAGCGAUGGGCCGAGGAACCGGAGAAUCUGCCGGAGGUCAAGGAGGAGGACGCCAUCGCCAGGAGCCGUCGAAUCUGGGAUAGGCGUUGGGCCGGCCGUUACGGUGCCUUCGAGGAUGAAACGAGUAUCGGUCCCAUGCGCUACACAUCCAAACCGCCUACCCCAGAAUACCUAUUCACAGAACAGACCGUGCAGAUCUUCUCCAUCAGGGUCAGGGCCCCAACAGAUGGUCUCAAGUGGCCGCUGCGUGUCUAUGGCCACAUUGCCACCAGAGACUCGAUGGAUCAGAAUCGCAACUAUCUCUUCAGGCGCACAAGGGAUAACUGCCAAACCCUCUCACAAGACGAUCCAUCCUUGCUGCUAACUGGCCCAUCCCGGGCAAUUGUGUACCUUGCUCCAAUUACAUUCGAAGUGCAGUUAAAAGUAAAGGGCAAAGGUGAGUCUGAAGAUGAGAUGCUGGCUUUCGGUGCCUUCUACUAUGACGAUGGGUCUGCUUGUGAACGCAAGCUUUCUAUACGUUACGACCACAAGCGCUGCAUGCUUGAGUAUGAAGUGGCGCUGCGGCCACGCUCGGUUGAGGCCACAAUCAGCUUGAAGGUCGUCGUGGGGUCAUGGCCGGAGAACCACCGAGGAAUAGUCGUCGCCAUCACCUCCGGCAUAGACGAGAAGAUCGUCCUGCUUCGUUGUCGAGACAGAGAACCGCCCAUUGAUCCGGAUGGCUCGUUUGAGCUCUCGAGGCGGGUUGUUUCUGUGGACUUGGGAGAGAAAUUGUUGGUUGCUGUGGACGCCUCUCUCUCCGAUUUUCUCAUGCGGGCCACUGCCGUGUUCAAGCCGGCGUGCUCCGGCACGAGCCACGGCGUAUGCGACCUCGGUUCCUGCAAGGUUGAAGUCACAGUUGCUUGGUCCCUCUUCGUUAUUGUUGUGCCGUAGAUUGUGUGGGUAGUGUUUGGUGAUUGCUCGACCGCUGUUGAAACACAUGAUUGUGUGUGUACUGUUUGGCGGUUGCUCGACCACUGUUGAAACACUAGAUGGUGUGUUAUGUUUGGUGGUUGCUCGACCGCUGUCGAGACAGUCACUAGAUGGUGUGUUUGGUGGUUGCUUGACCGCUGUUGAAACACUAGAUUGUGUGGGCACUGUUUGGUGGUUGCUUGACCGCUGUCGAAGUGUUUCGAAGCUGUCCAGCUCUGUCUGUAGCCUUUUUCAGUGGUGGUGUCCCUAAAACCAUUGAACUGUUUCUGUAUUAUCGUGUCAUGAUACUCAUCGAGCGAGCUGAUGUUAAUUAUGGUACUUUUUAUGUAUUUGCUCA
This is a messenger RNA of Triticum aestivum (bread wheat), 1574 nucleotides long. RefSeq lists its product as uncharacterized. The coding region runs from base 71 to 1198 and encodes 375 amino acids. The transcript has 3 exons. Lineage: Eukaryota; Viridiplantae; Streptophyta; Magnoliopsida; Poales; Poaceae. The record is from RefSeq and is a predicted model, not a curated record.